This is a messenger RNA of Drosophila obscura, 1810 nucleotides long. It is a transcript of the gene DCTN4-p62, whose product is annotated as dynactin subunit 4. Gene Ontology annotation, cellular component: dynactin complex. The transcript has a single exon. The coding region runs from base 77 to 1636 and encodes 519 amino acids. The record is from RefSeq and is a predicted model, not a curated record. Lineage: Eukaryota; Metazoa; Arthropoda; Insecta; Diptera; Drosophilidae.
AAGAGGUAUAAAUCCACUGAAGAGGAAGACUCUGAAAAUUUACAAAUAAAAAAUUAAAUUAAUAUUAGCAGAAGAAAUGAGUUUCAUGCAACCGAGUCCCGUCAAGUACGCGUGCUCCUGCGGCAUACUGAACCCCAUCAACAAGCUGUUCUUCUGCCGCCACUGCCCAAAGUUGAGAUGCGGAUUUUGUGUGUGCCACGAAAUCGAGUCGCACUUCUGCUCCAAUUGCCUGGAGAAUAUCCCUUCCUCGGAAGCGCGUCACAAGAAGAACUGCUGUGCCAACUGCUUCGACUGUCCAUGCUGCCAGCACACGCUCUCGGCCCGCGCCGCCACCGUUCCAGUGGUGCGCAAGUCUGAGGAGACCAAGGACGGAGAAAGUAAGGAGUCACCUUCUGCGGCAGCCACACCCCCAGCUACGGCCAGCAGCAAGCCGUCGGCCAUACCCACAACCAAGAAGAUAUACUAUUUGUCAUGUCUGUCAUGCCGCUGGACAACGCGUGACGUCGGCAUACCAGACCAGGGUGUGGCCUCCGGCACCUGGCCGGACAACGAGUGCCUGUACCAGGCGCGCUUUAACACUCUCGUAGACUACUACCAGUCGAUAGUGCUGCAGGAGAAGCAGGAAAAGCUGGAGUUUAUGCGACGCAAAGCGCCCAAGCAGCACAAGUUCCCCAGCCUAACCGAUCGCACUGGCCUCACUGUGUCCCUGAUUCGCCGACAGAUCGGGUGGAACGAAAAAAGUAUUCCGAAGGCGAAGGCAAUCAGCAUCACGCCAGCCGAGGCCACUGCAGAUGUGGGUGGCCUUCCAGAGGACAUCUUUACGGAGCCUCUGAAUCUUCGCAACAUAACAACGAUUGCGCAGCGCCACGGCCAGCCGGGAGAUCAGCCCACUGCUGUCAGCAACCUUUAUCCGCAGCGACGUUCGCUCUGGAUCAAGCGAUCGCUGCGUUGCCGCCAGUGCGAGCAUAAUCUGAUAAAGCCGGAGUAUCAUCCGACAUCGAUCAAGUAUCGCAUACAGCUGUUCGCCAGCUACCAUGUUCCCGAGGUGCUCAUGGUGCGCUGCGAGCAACCGCUCCAGCCGGGCAAGGCCAAUGCCAUACUCUUGAAGUUCUCGAAUCCAACCAUGUACGACAUGACUAUACGGAUUCUGAGUGCACUUCCACCGGAGGAGUCACUUAUUACUUCUGAGGCCUUCCAACAGGCCUGCAAGAUUAAGGAGGAGGCGGUCACAUCGUCUCCACUGGUGCGGUCCAUCGGACUAACCCUGUCCCGACAAAAUUCGACCCGAGAAGUGAAGCGCGAAGUGGAAGAUGUGACCAAUGCUGAGAUUGUGCCACUCGAGAGCGAGUUUGUGUUAAGCCAACGGGACGAUUCCAAGGAGUUCGACGAGGACGUGCAGCUGCCAACCGAAGAGCCCAAGUUUAUUGUCUGGCGCAAGGGCAACAAGGUCCUGAUUAGACUGCAGUUCACACCAGCAGCUGAGCUGUCGUCUGGCACUGACGUCAUGCUGGGCUUCUUUAUGCAAUACACUUACGUCAACACAGUGUCCAAUGCGUCCGAAAAGAAGGAGCCCACGACCCACGCCCUCCACUCCAGGAUAUUUAUCAAUGCGGGCGCCACGGAGAAGGCAAACUGAAAUUACUUACAAUAUGUGUAUAUGGCAUAGUAAUUGAACUUAUCUGCACUAACACGCUUGAAGAAUGCUGAGCAAAUCUGUAUUUAUUGAACUAAUAUAAUCGUUAGGAGAGCAACUAGUAUUACAGUUGGAAAAUGCUGCGCGUGUCUGAAUAAACCGCUUGUUCUAAUCCUA